Messenger RNA from Echinostoma caproni, 888 nucleotides. Lineage: Eukaryota; Metazoa; Platyhelminthes; Trematoda; Plagiorchiida; Echinostomatidae. The record is from the annotation of a GenBank genome assembly.
AUGGAUCACAGUUCACCUCGGUCCAGUUCCGCGACUUCUGCAACCGUUUGCGAAUCCGGCAGCUACACUCCGCCGUAUUACCCUCAGUCCAACGGUCAGGCGGAAAGGUUCGUGGACACGUUCAAACGCGCACUUCAGAAGUCGCACGGGGAGGAGACCAGUGAUGCGCGCCUCAGCCAAUUUUCGCUUCUGUACCGCACAACUCCAAAUCCAUCGGCACCUGGAGGAGUCUCGCCGGCAGAACUUCUAAUGGGUCGGAAACUGAGAACCGUCCAUGCAGCCAUGAUUCCAUCAGCCACUAGUGUUCAUCAGUCGUCAGCCCCCAAGUGCGCCUUCGCCAAUGGAUCCUGUGUCUACGCACGCGAUUACCGUGCUGAUCACCCCCAGUGGGCGCAAGCCACAAUAUCCAAGCGUUGCGGCGAUAAAGAGUCAGAUUUCUCGGAGUUUCCGGACUCAAUAGCGUCUGAGUGCUCAUCUUCUAGUGCAUCUAAUAAAGGUUCCCGGAACUCGAAGAGACGAUCCUAUAAACGGGCCGCAACUCCAGUCAAAACCACAUUCGAAUAUGCAGACAAACGGUCACGGAACAAUGCUGCGGUUCGAAAGUUCCGAAACCAGUCCAAGGGGAAUUUGCAAGCUUUCGAAGAGGAUAUUGACACUUACUCCUCGCUAACAUGUUUGUUUGACAAGGAAAGCAAUCGGUUGAAGGAGGCCACAAGGAAGCUCCAAAAUUUGCUUCAGGAACAUUAUCACGGCGCUCCAGUUUCCGAUCAGAUUCAAGAGACUAUUGCUGCUGAGUCCUUGGCACAUCGUCGUUUCACGGAGACAAUAACAACACUGGAGGACAAACUGAACGACUCUGUCUCACAACUGGUCAGGAAACCGCAGUGA